Molecule: messenger RNA, 2449 nt
Organism: Chilo suppressalis (striped riceborer)
Lineage: Eukaryota; Metazoa; Arthropoda; Insecta; Lepidoptera; Crambidae
Source: the annotation of a GenBank genome assembly
GGUGCAGAGAAGUAAAUAGAAUGAGUGUUAUUGAAUUGUUAGUUUUGAUGAUCUGGGUAGUGGCAGCCCAGGAGUUGGAACCACCUUCGUUGGACAUCGAUUAUGGAACAGUGCAGGGUUCGUGGAGCAAUUCCUUGAGGGGUCGACCUUACGCAUGUUUCGAAGGAAUACCCUAUGCGGAGCCGCCAGUCGGUUCUUUGAGAUUUCAGAAACCUGUUCCUGCUUUGCCAUGGAGGGGAGUUUUGGAUGCGAGCAAUCCGCCGCCGGAGUGCCUACAGUACCAGGGAAUAGAUAAGAAGAUCCAGGGUAGCGAAGAUUGCUUAUACUUGAACAUCUUCACGCCAAUGUUGGCACCGGAGGAGCCUCUUCCCGUAAUUGUAUACAUACACGGAGGUGCCUUUCUGUACGGCACUGGCAACAAAUACUUUUAUGAUCCAUCAAGGUUGAUGGACUUGGAUGUAGUCUACGUCUCCAUAAACUACAGACUAGGGUCUUUAGGAUUUUUGAGCACGGGUGACGAUGUUGUUCCUGGUAACAACGGAUUGAAGGACCAGUCGCUGGCACUCCACUGGAUCAAGAACAACAUCCAUUCGUUCGGAGGAGACAACACCAGUAUCACCAUCUUGGGUGCAUCGGCAGGCGGUGCCAGUGUAUACUAUCACUAUCUCUCUCCGAUGUCAAGAGGUACUUUUACUCGCGGCAUCACAAGCAGCGGUUCUCCCCUGCAACCCUGGGCCUUUACCAAGCACCCCGCGAAGUACGCCAGGAGUCUUGCUGCACUUGCUAACUGCACUACCUCCACUUCCCAGGAGAUGGUAGACUGUCUGAUCAGCAGGCCCGCGGACGUGGUAAUGGCUGCUCAAAUACAGAUGUAUGAUUGGACGGUUCACGUGUUCACGCCCUUCGUACCAACAGAAGAACCAGCCAGCAGUGAAAACGCCUUCCUAACACAGGAGCCUCAGAAAAUCAUGCAAUCCGGGCACAUAUACAAUGCUAGCCUCCUAGUGUUAUCGUGCUCUGAGGAAGGAUUGUAUCCUGCCAUAAUGUUCCUGAAAUACCCCGGCGUGCUGAAGGACCUGGAUUCUCGCUGGGACCAGCUGGCCAGCGACAUUUUCAAGUUCAACGACACUCUGCCCUUCAGCAGGCACGCAGCUAUGGCCGCCAAGAUCAGACACCAUUACUUCGGAGAAGAGCCUGUCUCUCGGGAAACCUUCCCUCAAAUCGUUCGGGCACUGGGUGACCGCAUUUUCUCAGCUGGACUUGGUAAGACGGUGGAGGAACAUGCAGCGAUAACUGGACAACCUACUUAUCUCUUACGGUUCAGCUACCGUGGACAGGUCAGCAUGACCACCCUCAUACUUGGCAGCAAUGAGAACUAUGGCGUAUCUCACGGUGACGACACGGGCUAUAUAUUGAGCCCUGAUUUUGGGAAUACCGACGACAACCGAGUAGCCGACAUUCUCGUCAACAUUGUUUACACUUACGCCACAACAGGAGUUCCUAAAGUCCCGGGUACGCUUUGGUUACCGCAGUCGCCGAAUUCUAAACAGCUCAAUUACUUGGUACUGUCCUCGCCGGACCAGAUAGAGAUGAAGAAAACCUCAAACUUCGGCGACGAAUCCUUCUGGGACAGCCUCGGUCUCGGAAUAGGAAAACAUGAUCGGAAAGAGUUUGGUUAUAAUGAAGGAAGACAUUGCACUGAAAUUUAAAAGGAGCUUUCGUUUUAACCACCAAUGUUAAUUUAUCACCAUACGGUCGAGGCUAUUUGGUCACUCAGGAAACACAUACAUAUUUGUUUCUUAGGUUUUCACGCACAUCACUCAUUAAAUAAAACUUUUACGGGUUAAUGCUCGAAACUUUAUUUAUUUAUUGACGUUUCGUAGCCUUUACAGGCUUCGUCGUCAGAAUAAAACUUUACAGUAUAGGGACUCGGGUAAAAGAACAUAUCGCAGAUAUGAAACAUAGGCGCGAAAAUAAAUCUGCAGUGUGUGAACAUGCAUUAGGGGGACCAAACCACUACAUUAGAUUUGAUAGACCACAGAUCCUUGCAGCUGAGCGGCGGUUCGUUCCUCGAAUGAUGCGCGAGGCUAUUGAUAUUAAAAAAUAUCCAAAUUUCAAUAGGGAAGAUGGUUGAUAUAUACCACCAGCUUGGGAACCUAUUAUACAGGAGAUAAAAUCCCAACCCCGAGCACACACUGCAAGACCAUCAGAUACUAUUAGUUCUUUUUGUUUGCAUAAUUUAACAUAAGAAGGAGAUAGAAAGCCUCUCUUGAGUUUGUUUCGCCGGUUCUUCUCAGAAAGGUCUCCCAAUUUUGGAACCGGUGGUAGUUUACGGUAGUUAGGGUCAAAUAAAUAAACUCAAAAUUACAAAAAAGAAUUUUAAAUAAAAUACUUUAUUAAGUAAAUUAAAUAAUAAAUUCAUACAUAGACAAUAAAACUUAAAAAUCGA